Messenger RNA from Odobenus rosmarus divergens (Pacific walrus), 939 nucleotides. Its product is annotated as olfactory receptor 7G1-like. Gene Ontology annotation, biological process: G protein-coupled receptor signaling pathway. The record is from RefSeq and is a predicted model, not a curated record. The coding region runs from base 22 to 939 and encodes 305 amino acids. Gene Ontology annotation, molecular function: G protein-coupled receptor activity; olfactory receptor activity. The transcript has a single exon. Lineage: Eukaryota; Metazoa; Chordata; Mammalia; Carnivora; Odobenidae. Gene Ontology annotation, cellular component: membrane.
UCCAUCAGUCUCAUCAAGAACAUGAGACCAGAAAACCAAACAGGUGUAGCAGAAUUCCUCCUCCUGGGUCUCUCAGAAGAUCCAGAAUGGCAGCCCCUUCUAUUUGGACUGUUCCUGACUUUUUUUCUGGUCACUGUACUUGGAAACCUGCUCAUCAUCCUGGUUAUCAGCUCUGACUUUUUUUUCCACACACCUAUGUACUUCUUCCUCUCACACCUGGCCUUCACUGACAUCUGUUUCAGCACCACCACCAUCCCCAAGAUGCUAGUGAACAUCCAAAGACAAAGCAAAUCCAUUUUUUUUACAGGCUGCCUCACCCAAGUCAGCUUCGUCCUCUUUUUUGCAGGGUUGGAAAACUUCCUCCUUGCAGCAAUGGCUUAUGACCGCUAUGUGGCCAUCUGCCAUCCACUGAGGUUUUUUUUCAUCAUGAACCCCCACCUCUGUGGCCUGCUGAUUCUACUCUCCUUGAGCAUCAGCACUGCAGAUGCCCUACUGCACAGUCUCAUGGUGCUUCGACUCUCCUUCUGCACAGACCUGGAAAUUCCCCAUUUCUUCUGUGAACUUGCUCAGGUCAUCAAGCUUGCCUGUUCUUUUUUUUUCAUCAAUAACAUCCUGGUGUAUUUAGUGACUAGCAUAUUGGGUGGUGUUCCUUUUUUUGGGAUUAUUUUCUCUUACAUUCAAAUUGUCUCUUCCACUCUGAGAAUGUCAUUUUUUUUGGGGAAAUAUAAAGCCUUUUCUACCUGUGGGUCUCAUCUCUCGGUUGUUUCUUUUUUUUAUGGGACAGCUUUUGGAGUGUACAUUAGUUCUGCAGUUAUUCAUUCUUCCAAUUUUUUUGCAAGUGCCUCAGUGAUGUACACCGUGGUCCCUCCAAUGUUGAACCCCUUUAUCUAUAGCCUGAGGAACAAGGACAUGAAGGGAGCCUUGAAGAAACUCAUCUGA